Dictyostelium purpureum is the source of this 1119-nucleotide messenger RNA. RefSeq lists its product as uncharacterized. NCBI's taxonomy places the organism in Eukaryota, Evosea, Eumycetozoa, Dictyosteliales, Dictyosteliaceae. The transcript has a single exon. The record is from RefSeq and is a predicted model, not a curated record. The coding region runs from base 1 to 1119 and encodes 372 amino acids.
AUGAAAAAAAAUUUGGAAAUUGAUUUUCAAGAAUUUAUAAAAAAUGAAGAUGUUUAUCAAAUAUUACAUUGCACAAAAAAUGAUACUCAAACAAUCAUUCAAAAAAACUAUAAAAGAUUAAGAUUAAAAGUAAAGGAAAAAUCAAUGGAUCCACAGCAACAGGAAAAAGAAUUGAAAAAACUAGAUUUUGCUUACAAGAUAUUAUCAGAUGAAAAAUUAAAGAACAUGUAUGACCUAAAAUGUGAAUCAAUAAAAAUAAAAAAAAAAAGUUUUGAAGAUCUUAAACUCAAGAUUUUGGAUUUAAGCCUUUCUUUGAUGAGGUAUGCCGGUUCGAAAUUAUUACUUAAAAUACAAACUACAAAUGCCAUAGUAAGCAUACCAAUUCUCAUUAAAGAGAUUUAUAAAAAGAAAGGUAUUCAAGGAUUUUAUCGUGGUGUUUCAUUUUUCCCAGCAUUUACACUCACCGAGAUAAUAAGAUUAUGUUCAGUCCAUGCAGUUUUUAAUACGCCAAUUGAAGCUCCGCAAUCGCCAAGUUUAUGGUUUGCCCAUGAAUGCACAAGAGUUAUUUUACAAUAUCCAUUUUUGGUGGCAUUUGACUGUAUAUCAAUUUCGCCGUUAGAUGUCAAGCCUCGGUCUGUUUUAAAAAUGAUGUGGGGAAAUAAAAGAUCGUUUUACUAUGGUUUUAUAUACUAUGUCUUUAUUAGUUUAUCCUCCAAAUAUCUCACAAUGAUUAUCGAUCAAUUGGGUCUUAAAAUAAGAGAAUCUUAUACCCACCAUUUAAAUAAUUCCAUCACCAACACUCACAAAGCCGGAACCACAACCACCAAAAUUUUAAAAUAUUUAGAUUUAUUUUAUAAUAACAGGUUCACAAUGGUAUUUUUGGAUACAUUAGUUUGCUUGCCCUUAUUAUGUAUUCGUAGCCACUAUCCAUCAGAAAUUUUAGAAUCACUACUCAGCGACCAACCAUUACCCGUCCCAACAACCUCACCAUUUACAAUUUCAAAAAAUAUUUUCUCCCAGUUUGGAUUGGCAAAAUUUUAUAACGGUUUUAUUUUAUCAUGUAUCACAAAAUGCUUAUUUGUCCGAGAGAAUACUCAGGUAGUUCAAAAUAUUUUGUAA